Felis catus (domestic cat) is the source of this 377-nucleotide messenger RNA. RefSeq names its product ragulator complex protein LAMTOR3-like. Gene Ontology annotation, biological process: positive regulation of TOR signaling; cellular response to amino acid stimulus. Lineage: Eukaryota; Metazoa; Chordata; Mammalia; Carnivora; Felidae. Gene Ontology annotation, cellular component: Ragulator complex. The record is from RefSeq and is a predicted model, not a curated record. The transcript has a single exon. The coding region runs from base 3 to 377 and encodes 124 amino acids.
UCAUGGCAGAUGACCUGAAACGAUUCCUGUAUAAAAAAUUACCAAGUGUUGAAGGGCUCCAUGCUAUUGUUGUGUCAGAUAGAGAUGGGGUGCCAGUUAUUACAGUGGCCAAUGAUAAGGCUCCAGAGCAUGCUUUGAGACCUGGUUUCUUCUCUACUUUUGCCCUGGCAACAGACCAAGGAAGCAAACUUGGACUUUCAAAAAAUAAAAGUAUCAUCUGUUACUAUAACGCCUACCAGGUGGUUCAAUUCAAUCGUUUACCUUUGGUGGUGAGUUUCACGACCAGCAGCAAUGCCAAUACAGGAUUCAUUGUCAGCCUAGCAAAGGAACUUGCUCCAUUAUUUGACGAUCUGAGACAAGUUGUGGUAGCUUCUUAA